This is a messenger RNA of Effrenium voratum, 2762 nucleotides long. The record is from the annotation of a GenBank genome assembly. NCBI's taxonomy places the organism in Eukaryota, Dinophyceae, Suessiales, Symbiodiniaceae.
GAAUCGCCGUAAACUUGCAUCGCGCGCGUGGGAUGGACCGCCAUGGCAAGAGAUGCUCCGACUCAGACGGGCCUCCGUCCAAGCGGUCGCGCGGGGAGGCGCUGCGGGAGCAGGUGUCCGCUCUGCUGAGGGCUCUGGAAGCCUCGGAUGCGGCGGGCCCAGUGUCGCUGCUGGCGCAGCUGGAGCAGCUCACGCUGGAUCUGGAGCCGGUGCCUUUCGGCUUCCGCUCCGUGGACUGCAAGGUGGACCUAAAGCGGCGGCUGCACGAGCUGCUGCCGCCCUUGGCGCGGCAGGCGGCCAAGCACCGCGGAGAAGCCGGCGGCGGCGCCGCGUUCUUCGGGGCGGUGCGGCGCUUCGUGGACCUGUUGCUGCGGAACGGCUACGCGCAGACCUCGCGGGACCGGCGGGACGUCAUCGCCUCAGGGGCGUGGCUGGCUUGCAUGGAGCCCCUGCAGGGGGAGGCCGGAGGGGAAGUGCUGGCGGCAGUGCAUGUCUACUUGCAUCUGGCGGACCACGUCAGCUUCUACGAGGACUUUGUGGGCAUGCACCCGGACUUUUGGCAUCCCAGCAUCUUCCGGCAGGUGCUGAAGCACAUGCCGAAGGUCCUAGACAUCCCACAGUCGCUGGAGGCAGAUGAGUGGGAGCUGCGAUGUCCGGACAUCGAGGCGGCGGUGAAGAGUCUCUUCUGCUUCCUGCUCUUCUGGACGGCCAAGGAGCCCAGCGACCGCUCGGGCUUCUCCUUCGAGGUGCCGGAGGCGCUGCCGCUGCUGCACGCGGCGCUGGACGCCAUCGAGAAGUGUGACGUCAGGUUCGGGACGGAGAUCGGCGCCAAGUGCCGGGGCGACCCGCUGGAGGAGAUGAUCCGGGUGCUGGGCCUGCUGACCCAGUUCGCCGUGGAGCGCCUGGACGCCCACGACGACGGCAAUGUCUGCCAACUCGCACAGCAGCAGGCGGCGGCCAUCCUCCACCUCCUGGUGCGGAUCCUGAAGCUGCGGAUCCCGACCUGCGGGGCCAAGCCGGAAGCGAUCACGGAUGGCCCCAUCCCGGUGGACGAGCGGCAGCAGGAUAGCGAGUGGAUCCAAAACUUGUUCGAGCGCCUGCCGGAUGAGCAUCCCAUCAAAGCUUCCCUGCUCAUGGAGGUGUUUCAGGCGAUGGUAGACAUGCCACUGGAGGAGCAGCGGUAUAGGUUGGAGUGCUUGUCUCCGCUGGUGCCGCGUUUUAUUGCGGGUUUUGCAGAGGAGCUGAGGCAAAAGACUGUGCCGCCAGAGUUGGCGGACUUUAAAGUCGUCAUGAACUCUGUGCUGCAAGAUGAUGCCACUUCUUUUGCGGUCGAGCUUCUUGAAGAGGUAUCCUUUUAUCCUUGCCUGCUGGACUUCACAACCAAGCGAGCCAUGAUUCAUGCUCAGUGUGACCGCGUUCGACUGACACAGGGCUCUGGGGAUCCCAUCAGGAUCGUGGUGCCGCGAGACAACGUCCUGGAUGGGGUGUGCUCCACCCUGAAUCUGCAGGAUGCGCAGGCGCGCAUCGACGUGCCGCUGGAGAUCGAGUUUCGGGCAGGUUACUCGGACGACACGGGCAACGAGCUGGUGGAUGAGGGCGAGGAUCAGGGCGGGCCUCGCAGGCAGUGGCUGGACAGGGCCUGCCGCUACUUUGUGGCCUCGGACCUCUUCAUGUCUCCGGCCCAAGAUGCCUCCCACUUGGAGCUUGCCACCCGCUUGUCAAGCAGGGAAGCCCGCGGCAUCUUCGUGCCUUCCCCUGAACCAGUGUGCCAAUGCGUUCAGGAAGAUUGGACGGAACAGUUUGAGCUCUUUGGCUGCGUCAUCGGCUUUGCCGUUCUCAACAAGGAAACGGUCCCGGUCCAUCUCGGGCACAACUUUCUGCGAUCCGUCUUCGGCCUGAAGACUGACACCGCAGACUUGCUGCCGUUGCUGGAGCACGUGGACAAGACCUUGCACACCAAGCUCACCUACAUUUUGAGCGGCUCUUACAAGGACCUGGGCGACACUCUGCAGGAUGUCCUGGAGCAGUGCCACCUGCCGAAGACCUUCGUGGUCUCCGAGUCGCAUUGCCAAGAGCUGGUGCGCAGCACGCCGCUGCUGGAGGGGGGCGACUCCAUGGAGGUCAACGAGGAGAACAAGGAGAAGUUCGUGCAGCUCUUACUGGACCGCAUCCUCAUCAGCGGCGUGGCCAAGCAGGUGCAGUACUUCCAGCGGGGUCUGCUAAGGGUGGUGCCCCAUGAGCUGGUGCAGCGGAUCACCGGCAUCAUGUCGGUCAAGGACAGAUCGAGCUGAUGCUGUGCGGGGCGGAUGGCAUUGACGUGGACGACUGGGAGAAGCACACGGAGUAUGAGAACGGCUACACCCGUGACUCCAAGGAGUGGUGCAGUGGUUCUGGGAGGCCGUGCGCGCCAUGCCGCAGCACCUCAGGGCCCAGCUGCUGUCCUUCUCCACCGGCAGCUCGCAGGUCCCGUCCGGGGGCUUCCGCUUUCUGCAGCCGGAGCUCUUCACCAUCCAGCGGGUGGCAGUUACGGACAGGUUCCCGGCCGCCCACACCUGCGCCAACACCUUGGACCUCCCGGAGUACACCUCCAAGGAGAUGUUGGAGCGGAGUCUUCGCUUCGCCCUCGAAGAGACUGGGGAUUCCUUUGGCUUGCGAUAGGCCGAUAGGCCCCCCUGGAGUGCCCUGGAGUGCCCGUGGAGUGUCCGGGUCAUCAGAAACGUCAGUGGUUCCAGCAAAAGUUGUGACCGCAGCGCGCCGGGAGG